ACUGUUCGUAAAUGGCUAACAACCCGUUCUCGUCACACCACUAUGUGAGGCAGUGUGGAGUUUGAGAAAGUGAACACGUUCGCGUACACGUUUUCACCUCUGCAAAAACAUUCAGAAACACGUUCAAUGCGUCUCCAGGUUUCGAAUACAUGUAGGCUAUACGGAUGAUGUUCGAAAACGUCCGACACUGACGCACCAUGGAUAUUGUGGCGAGACAGACAUUAUGCCGUGCUUGUUUUGGGAAGAUGUACACACUGCGUCCAUUAAUAUGCAACUCGAGAUUGAACUCACACAUGACUUGGUCUAUGUGGACAAGACAACUGCAUAGCAAGUUUGAGUACCGAAGACCCCAGAUUGUUGGGCGGUGUUUUCAAAAUGGGGGAUAUGGCCAGUCGAUACGAAGACUUGCGUCCGAGAGUGUUCCCCCCAAAAUGGGGAAGAAGGAAACUUUUGGGCCUGUCACGUGGAAAAGUGUGUUAUUCUUUGCUGGUGUCGGAGGGGUGUUUUUUCUUGGAUUUCAGUAUGUGAAGAAAGAGAAAGAACUUAAAAUUGCGCAGGAGCGGAGUAAGUCGCUAGGUAAGGCCGCCAUUGGUGGUCCAUGGAAGCUGAUGGAUCACGACGGGAAGGAGAGAUCCAGUGAGGAGUUCCUCGGGCAGUGGGUGCUGCUCUACUUUGGAUUCACACACUGCCCCGACAUCUGCCCUGAAGAACUGGAAAAGACUGUAGAAGUAGUGGAUGGAGUGGAUGCCCUGGAAGGUGUUCCCAACCUGAAGCCUUUGUUUAUAACUGUCGACCCAGACCGAGAUACGCCGAAAGUCAUCAAAGAAUACUGUUUAGAGUUUUCUCCCAAGAUACUUGGGCUGACUGGAACCAAAGAACAAAUUGACAAUGUGACUCGGUCGUAUCGUGUUUACUACAGCAUUGGCCCAAAAGAUGAAGACAAUGACUAUAUUGUUGACCACUCCAUUAUCCAGUACUUGGUGAAUCCAAAGGGAGACUUCGUCGACUUCUAUGGCCAGAAUAAAGUGGCUGAAGAAGUUAAAAACAGCAUCGUUAUGCAAAUGCACAGAUACAGCCAGCUUAAUAAAUAGUUCACCAACCCAUUUGAUUAGCUGGUUUUGUUAAUGUGGCACCAUAUAAUGAACUAUUGGACACACGGUUCCAACUUAAACAGAUUGGAAUCUGAAAACAGUGUGCCUCCAACAGCCUAUAUAUCUUAUUAUUGUCUUAUGUAGUUGUUUCUGUCGGUGUGCAUAUCAUCUGGGAUAGGAGUUGCAGUGACUGCCGUUUGUAAAAUCCUCAGCUGAAAAAAGCUCCCCUGACGUUUUUGGGGUUUUUGGAAAUUAGCACAACUUAAUUGUUAAAAUGUAAAUGUCACCAAACUGAUAAUAAUGUACAUGACAAAUUCGGCAAACCCUAAUAUCCGCCCCCCUGACAACAUGCGAACAUUUUGAAAGUAAAACCGAUAAUUAAAUAUAAUAGGGAGUUACUAGUAAGUAAACAAGUAAAUAAACAUGGCAAUCUAGUUUUAUUUUGACAUUGGUUACAAUGAAUUUGCCAGAUUGCUACAAAAGCAACACACCUUGCCCACUCGUUCUGCAAAUUCGUUGCACCUCAGCUGAUUAUGAAUAGAAAUAGGCCGAAGUGUUCCAAAUGGUCGAAAAUUCCGAUAGUACGACUUCUGCCUUACAUACAUCCAAUGAAAACAGUUGAUACAUUUUAUAUUAAGGAAGACACUGCUGUUUUCUUUUUCUGAAUGAAAACUUUUGGGAUCAAUUUCUCAAAACUUAUUAGUUAAUAGUAUAAAAUGUUCACCUGGCAAAUUUGUUAAGGGGAGCGGUUUUUCGCGCCACAUGUUUUACGGGUGUAGGGGCAAUCGCGCCCGUCAAACGACAGUCACUGGGGUUGGGGUUGGGGGAAGUAUGUGUAAAACAGUUAAAAUGAUGUGUUGAUUUGGCUAAUGCACACAUUCUUAAAAACAUUUUGGCAAAUUUAUACCAUGUUAUUUCUACAGCUGGAUCCCUGGUAAUCUUAUGAAUUUCAGAGGCAUAAAAAGGUGGCAACAUAAUUAGAGAAUCACAGGUCGUUGAACAGAUAGCAGUUUGAUGAAGUGAUGGCAAGAAAGGGCAACCCUUUGGGUCGUUGAACAGAUAGCAGUUUGAUGUGAUGGUAAGAAAGGGCAACCCUUUGGGUCGUUGGAACAGAUAGCAGUUUGAUGUGAUGGUAAGAAAGGGAAACCCUUUCGGUCUUGCCGAGUUAAAUUAUUUGUCCUGAAUAAGAUAAUGCUGAUAUCCUUAUGUAACUAACCAGUUCUUGUCUUGUUUUCAUCAUGCAACUAUUUUUAAUACCACACCAAACUACUGUAUGGGAACUAUGUCAGGGUUCUUCAUACGCAUCCUGGAAUGUCGUAGAAUUUUGUGGUUUUAAAAUCCAGGCCCGGAAUGUCCUAGAAAAAGCAUUAAUUUUUAUUGUUUCUUGGAAAUUUAGGCAAAAAUUGUGCUGGUUUAUAAUUUUUGAAACUUUACUUUCGUUGUCCUCAUAACCCGUCUAAAUUCAGACAACAAUUUGUUAUAAAAACAUUCAUUGAUUGAACAUUUUAUGUCCUAUAAAAGUCCUUGACUUUUAUUAUUUUUCAAGUGUAAGAACCCUGUAUAACGACGUCCAAAAGAAACUUUACAAGGCUUGAAAUGUUAUUAUAGAAAAACAACAAACGGUACGGUGGGAUAUGAAAGUAUCAUGAAGUUCAACAUAUAAACAUGAUACAUGCAGUGUUUGUAAGGUGGGAAAAAAAUUAAAUUGAUGUUGGAGGAAAAUGUGUUGAUUUACACUACAGAACGAUAUUCAGUGUGAUGGAAUUGCUGGUUCUCUGCGAUAGCCAAUCUAGCAUACAGAAUCUCCUUUUUUAAUAUCCUCAUUAUGUAUUUUUGUAGGGGGUUGGGUUUUUUUUUUUUUUUUUUUUUUUUUUUUUUUGUACUACACAAUAUCAUGACAUCCACAGCAAGUUCGCAUAUUUCCUUCUUUUAUGUCACUAAACUUUGUCAUUGUAUGUAAGAAUUUUAUUGUCUCAAUUGAUAUUUGUAUUUUACCAAGAAAAUCUACAUUAAAUGCUAAUAAAACAAGACUGAUUUUUAAA
Messenger RNA from Gigantopelta aegis, 3133 nucleotides. Its product is annotated as protein SCO1 homolog, mitochondrial-like. Gene Ontology annotation, biological process: mitochondrial respiratory chain complex IV assembly. Lineage: Eukaryota; Metazoa; Mollusca; Gastropoda; Neomphalida; Peltospiridae. The transcript has 8 exons. The record is from RefSeq and is a predicted model, not a curated record. Bases 198 to 1091 code for a protein of 297 amino acids.